This is a messenger RNA of Dendroctonus ponderosae (mountain pine beetle), 3961 nucleotides long. RefSeq lists its product as uncharacterized. The record is from RefSeq and is a predicted model, not a curated record. Lineage: Eukaryota; Metazoa; Arthropoda; Insecta; Coleoptera; Curculionidae. The transcript is spliced from 8 exons. The coding region runs from base 137 to 2902 and encodes 921 amino acids.
AUUUCGGCCGCGUUUCGCGUGUGCGAAAGCCCAUCUUCUGCAUGGGCCAUCGGUGAAGGUUCACAUGCUGACCAUUUUUGGGACGGUAGCGGACAAAUCCUUGAAUGUGUUGCACGAUUGAGUCGCGGCCCGAACCAUGGAACCAUCAGCGACCAAUAAGCCAAUCAAUCAGAAACGGAUGGGACCCGCACCGUUUGCCUCCUUCGAAGACCUCUCAGAUGAGAUGGACAGUCCAGGGGAGAAGGAGGUGGCUGUCAUCCGCCUGCCUGGGAUAUCAGAGCAAGAGGUCCCAACUCCGUCUCCAGAUCCGGAGUGUAAAGGAGGCAAAGGAGUGAGCCUGAUUGGGAACACGCUGCGCAACUCGCACUCCACCUCACCCAACUCCUUGUCCCACUCGCCUCUGCCCAUCAAAAUGAAGCUUGCAAACACUCCGCGAAUUGACAUCUCCAGAGCGAGUAGUUCCUCCCACCACGACAGCCGGGACAGUUCGCCAGAGAGGGAGAUCUUCGAAAGCACUGAUCCCAAUGCGGUGAAGCUGGGCCUGGGCUUUAAGGAGGACGACGCUUUGGAGCUGCGUCUAUCAACCGAAGAGCUGGACUUUCACGACGUGGCCGAAACGAAGACGCAUAAAUACAAACAUCGCUCAGCUUCGCCCGAGUUCGACGAGCUCUACAUCAACAGCAACAGCAAUCGGAAGGACUCCCAGUGCUCCGACGUCAUCCUCCUCUCCAUAUCGGGAAGAACGUCCAGAAUCUCCAGCAUAGGGAGUCAGGGAAGCGCAGUGAGCCGCCUCUCCAAUGCCAGCCACGUUUCCAUUAUGUCGGGCCAGUCGGCCUACUCACAGUGCUCCUCGCCCCACAAGACGCUGCUGGAAACGUCGUUUUGCGGCUACAAGGGCUCGCAGGCCAACAUUGGAACCGACAAUGCGGACGCCAAGAACUCGGACGACUUCGAAAAGGUGGUUUUGUCCAGAAAGUCGCAUCCUGGCGAAGCCGUGCUGGUGGAGGGCCUCAAAACUGCCAAAAGCAAACCAGACCAGGGGCUUCAGAAAGAGAGCAGCGAUGGCAGAGCAGAAAGCAAGAGUAAACGCUCCAAGUUGCCCAGAAAAAUAAUUUCCAAGAGCGGCAUCGAGUACAUCUACAUUCCGUUAAAGGGUCCACUUCCACAGGACGACUCAGAAGAGAAAGUGCACAGUUACAAAAGGGUUGAUCAUUCCAGCGGUGCGCCGCACAGACACGGCAAAAAAUCCAGCAGCCGACCGACUGCGCCCAAGCCGCUUCGACCCACCUCUGUCCAGAGCCAGAGCCACAGCCAGGAGCCGAAGUACAUCCGGAUCAAGCUCAAACCUGACCAUUGUUAUGAGGACGAUGGAGCUUCAACCAGCGCCAUCAUCAAGCCGGCCAGCCUAAACCUGCCCUUUCAGAAGGAAAACGGCACGGCCGGGCCGAACUUCAACAUCCAGACACACGCGCGCAGCCUCACCAACAGCCCUAAACUCCCCCGGAAGGAAAUAGGCGCUUGCAGUCCCUCCCAGCCGGUGCCCAGGCGGAACUCGUUUGCCACGCUUUUCCGCACUGAUCCUGAUUCGCCAGGUGCGUCCAAGCAGAAGCGGAAGAACACUUUGAUUGGCUGCGUGGGACAUGGCUCCAAGUCCAAAGGCCCCGACCACUCAAAAGUACCGUCCGCUAAUGUCUCCUCCACGGAGAGCGUGGACAGCAAAGGCAAGCACAAGUCGGUGCUUUCGCUGUUCAAGUUCCCCAAGGAGAAGCCCAAAGUCGAGAGCGCCGCCCCAAGGGUGAAAGCCACAGAGCCGAAGAAGGAGCGACGUGAACAUCAGCCUCCAAGCAAUGAGACCAUCAGGAUACCGCUGCACUCGCCGAAGUACUACGAAAGCAAAUCGCUGCUUCAAGAGGUGCAGACUUCUAGUCAGGACUCACAGGUGACUGUGGUGGAGGUUUUGCCUCCUCCAGCUAAGGCUCCUGCUGCUGUCACCAGCCUACCGGAAGAGGUUGUUGCAAAUGUGGACACACUCUCACGUGAGGUGGAGGUUGUGGUGGUUGCCCAUCCCCAGCCGCUGGAUCGGGCCGAAGUGAUCGACAUCAGUUUGCCAGCGGAGGGAAGUCCAGAGGCGCACCCGGACAGCAAACUGAUCACCACAACGGCAGAAAUCGAGCCGACGAACAUCCCAGAGGACGCCUCCAGCCACAGCUUAAGCCUGAGCAACCGGGCGGAGGAUGAUCAGCACAACUCCUCAGAGUCGGAGCGCGACACUGAGAUGGAGUAUCGCAAGUCGGACAAGCCGCUGCUUCCAGAGAGCAGCUCAGAACGCAAAUCGAUCGUCCAUCAGCAGGACUCGUUCGAAGACGAACUCCCCUACGUGCCUACCACUCUGCCUCAGGAGCGGUCCUCCGCCAUACCCAUUCUCCCCAUCAAGCAACGCUGCGUUCUGGAUAUGAAAACCUGCCCAAUUGAUCGGCCGCGUUCCACCACCCCCAUUCACUCCAGCGGCCUGGAAAACUACUUUGAUGGCUUCGCCACUCGCUACGAACCCAGUGAGAAGCUGAAGAUCUCACUGCCUCGCCCCGACUUACCCAGCAAGCCUAAGGAGAGUGCGGGAGAGGAGGCGCCGCCUCCACUGCCUCCAAAGGGGAUUCAGAAGAGCUGGAUCAACUUCGAGGACGUGCCGGAGCGCCGCAAGAACCCGAAACGGAUCCAGACGAUUCCGUCGCGUGGCCACAUUGAUAUCUCGGGGCUGGUGAAGGACAACGUCGUCUACACGUACGUGAACCCGGACGAGUGCAAAUGCGAGUGCCAUGAGCAUAAAGAGUCGGAGAUUAAGGCGCAGGAGGACGAGCUGCCACUGCUGCAUCAGGAGGACAAGGGCGCCACCAUGGGUAGAUAAAAGCGGCAACGACAGCAGGAGGAAAUUUUGUUGCGUUCCCAAACUAUGGGAUGCGAAAUUUUUAGUUUUACAACAAACAACGGAUUUUGUCUAAUGAUGGUAGGGAGGACGGGUGAAUGAUGGAAGGAUUUUCAGUUGGGACGGGAAUGGGAUGUGCGACGUUUAUCCAGGUAACAUUUUGAGAUCGCCAAAGUAGUGUCAAAACUGUAACACGAUUUUUUGCUAAUUUUCUAAAACAUCAGGCCUUUGCGCCUGAAUCUAAAAUAACAUUAUGCUCACCUUAUAGAAAACCUCUGUGCCAACAGCUUUUUUCAAGGCGGUUUCUGCGAAAAGACGCUUUUCGGGCACUUCACUACUUUUGUGCAACAUUACAACUGCUGCCAAACCGGUGUCACGGUGACAGCGUUCGGAAAAUUUCGCCCAUUUGCCAAAUGUACAUUUCGUUUGUACUUGAUUGUUUCGUAAGCACGUUUUGUAGGGGUUUGGAUAAGUGCAAGUUUUUUUAUGUUUAAUAAUGUUAAGGGGCGGCCUCCAUAAUGGAAAAUACCCGAUAUAACCCAUAGAUAUUUGCUAUUUUUAAAGACAUUUGGCAGCAGAGUAUAGAUGUUUUCCCAUGCGCGACUUUUUCUGAACAGCGUUACCAUAACAACCGUUUGACAGACAUCCGUUGUAAUCUUAUGGAAAAGUGUUGAAUAUUAAUGAGUGAACAGAGCUGGAAAACGGCUUUUUCUCAAAAAAACACCCCAUGAAAAGUGGUUACAGCAGCAAUUUUCUGUAAGUUGCAUAAGCUAAUGGGACAACCCUUGAUGUUGCUGCAGUCUGUAUUUCUUCGACACACUGUAUGUGUAAAUAAUCCCUUCCCGAAACCAAUAAAACAGACGAUAAAACAUGUAUCGAGCAUUUAGUAGUUAAGUGAGUUGAAGGAAUUGUACUUAGACUAGCGGCUCGCUCGCGAUUCUGGUUGGCCGUUUUCCAGCAGCGCUGCCGACUCUGGAUUUAUCUCCUGAGACAACGAGCUUAUUUUCAAAUGUUCUGUAGAAAUAAAUUACUUUCUUUAUA